AUGCUACUCAUCAUCUUCGAUUUUUACCCGAACACAGAGAGGAGUAGGAAGUUGCUGCUGCUAACGACGAAGACAUUGCCACCUUCGAUUUUCACCCUAACAGACGCUCUCAGGUUGCUCCGAUCGUCAGGCUUGAAGCAAUCGAGGUCAUUAACGGUGAAGAAAAUGAGGAUGCAGUACAUGAUCUGUGAGUAUUCGACCUUUAUCCGAGUUUACACGUUCGUACCAUAUUCCCAAACAUACUCUCACAUCCAAACACGACGGCGAUUUGGUGAUGUGGAUAACCUGGUUCGAGAUCGGGUUUAG
Messenger RNA from Lactuca saligna, 306 nucleotides. The record is from the annotation of a GenBank genome assembly. NCBI's taxonomy places the organism in Eukaryota, Viridiplantae, Streptophyta, Magnoliopsida, Asterales, Asteraceae.